Messenger RNA from Panicum virgatum (switchgrass), 1544 nucleotides. Its product is annotated as serine/arginine repetitive matrix protein 1-like. The coding region runs from base 207 to 1082 and encodes 291 amino acids. The record is from RefSeq and is a predicted model, not a curated record. The transcript has 3 exons. NCBI's taxonomy places the organism in Eukaryota, Viridiplantae, Streptophyta, Magnoliopsida, Poales, Poaceae.
CUGCCCUCCUCCCCAUUCCCAUUCCUCCUCCUGCGCCCUCCCAUGGCGGCGGCGCCGGCCCUCCGUCCCAUCCUCCUCCCUCGUCCCGCGCCCUCCCAUGGCAGCGGCGGCUGGCCCUCCGCCCAAUCCUCCCUCCUCCCACGCCCUCCACCCUCCUCCCGCCCCCUCCCGUAGCGGCGGCGGUGGCGGAGGCCUGCGCGGCGGCCAUGGCGGCCGGAUCCGUGACCCGCCCGCAUACCCACAGCCGCAGGCACCGCUUGGUGUGCCUCCACGCCGCCGCAAUCACCGCCCGGUUUAGGGGCUCGCAGUGCCUCCACGCCGCCAGCCGCCGGAGAUCCCCUUCCUCCCACGCCAGCUCGCGUACCCAAAUCGCGACGCCGUCUCCUCCCACCGCUAAUCGCGCGGCCUUCCCUCGCGACGCCGCCUCCCACCGCUAUCCGCGCGGCCUUCCCUCACCUCGCCGCCUCUCCUCGCCCUCCCCAUCUCCCGCGACCUCCCUCCGUCUCCGUCUCGCUCGGCGACCUCGCCGCGCAGACGCCCUCCACGCCGCCGUCGCCCAUGAAGCCCGCUCGUCGCCGUGCGCUGCAGACUCGUCGGUACCUUCCUCUGCGGCCGGGGCGCCCCUCCUCUCUUCAAGGCUGCUGCCGCCCUCCACGCUGGCGGAGAGGAAGGCCGUCCCCCUCGCAUCACCUUCCCCCUACCCGACGCGGGCUCGCCGCGCCUCACUCCCCCACCUGAAGCUCGGACCCCUCGCGCCUCCCGUGCGCCACUCGACGCCGCCUCCGGCACGAGACCCCACGGCCCGACGCUUCCGAGACCGCGGCGCCUCCAAGCUCCUCCACCGCACGACUUGUUUGGAUCGGCGGCCUCGGCGGCUUCCAGAUCGGCAUCAAACCGUCAAGGACCUCUACAACGGCAUCCGCGAGCAUGCAGAUCAAGAUGCUGCAAUGCAAGGGGGUAAAUGGCUGUGGACGAAAAGGAGGAUGGCAGAUCAUCCAAUCUUAUCGUUGACAACUGGCUCUAUCAGACCCCAGGUAUUUUGUCCUAGACAAGAUUUUACAACUGCGAGUGAUAGAACAUGAAAUUGCUAUGAUGAUAUGUCUGAACAUGGAAAUAGACAAGAUUUUUAUUUACAAGGUGAUUUUUUUCAUUAGGGAAAUGGAAAUUUUGUUAUAGUUGUAUUAACAAAUUUUGUUAUAGUUGUAUCAGCUAGCUUAGUAGUAGCUGAUAGGUUGAAUGCAUGUUUAAGUAAUGAGAUGAGAUUACCUAAUAUAAUUCAGUUAAGCUAAUAACUGAAUCUGCUUGUUUAAGUAAUGAUAGGUUGAAUGCAUGUUUAAGUAAUGAGAUGAGAUUACCUAAUAUAGUUGUAUUAACAAAUUUUGUUAUAGUUGUAUCAGCUAGCUUAGUAGUAGCUGAUAGGUUGAAUGCAUGUUUAAGUAAUGAGAUGAGAUUACCUAAUAUAAUUCAGUUAAGCUAAUAACUGAAUCUGCUUGUUCUUGAGCAAAUGAGGUGUUCCACAAUGAUGCAAUAUUAUUAUAUGAAAA